AUGGCUCAAAGAUUACCUCAUAUUGCUCGGUUUCUCAAUAACAGAUAUGAAUUCAUUGAAGAUAAACAAGUAUUUGCAUCAAACGUGUCAGUCUACAGACGAAGUAAACCGCAAGUGGAAGGAAAGCAUUAUGCUGUUGGGAUAGAGAAUUUCAGAGGAGAGGAUGUCGGAAUGCGUAGAAGUGUAGUCCCUGAACCCGACAAUCGACAAACAAAUCAUAAUUUCAAUUGUUGUGUCGUAAAGAUGCCAAAGUAUCUGUCUCUGCUUCAGCAAUGUAAAUGGAUCUUGUCGACUUGCGUUGGACCAAAGAUUGUUUGUUCGGCGUUUGAGGACGACGAUUAA
Paraglomus brasilianum is the source of this 342-nucleotide messenger RNA. Lineage: Eukaryota; Fungi; Glomeromycota; Glomeromycetes; Paraglomerales; Paraglomeraceae. The record is from the annotation of a GenBank genome assembly.